This is a messenger RNA of Rangifer tarandus platyrhynchus (Svalbard reindeer), 1770 nucleotides long. NCBI's taxonomy places the organism in Eukaryota, Metazoa, Chordata, Mammalia, Artiodactyla, Cervidae. The record is from the annotation of a GenBank genome assembly.
AUGGGGCCCGAUCAUAUAAGGAAAAUACUGCGGCCUCAUCCGGGGGCUGCAUUGUGGACCCGGGGGCGCCCCGUCCCCUACGCCACUAGCUACACCCACACCUGCCAAUCUCUCUGCCCCGCUUCGCGCGCCCGGACCUCCCGGGCGAGUCCAGUCGCCCAGGCCUCCCCCUGGGCUGUUCUGCGCAGCCGCCCGCCCCGCCUGCCAGAGCGGCUCAGCCAAUCCCCUCCCACGCCGUCUUCCGCGCCCAGCCGACUUCCGGCCGAACUCGGCCGCCUCAGACCUUCCUCAAACCCUUUCCGCCCUUUUGGUUGGCCAUUCAAACCUUUAGCGGCCCGGUCACAAGUUGAAGGGAAUCCGGGAGUUUUCAGCACCAUUGGUUCCCACCCAGUAUGGCGCCAGCAAGGGCGACGCGGGGCCCAGAGGGGAGCGCUCGGACAGGCCCUCCGAAGUAGGGGAAAGGGCAGGAGCGUAGCCUCGCUGGCACCGCCCCGAGCGCUUAAAGUCGGGCGUGGCGGGCGGGACCGCGGCGUCGCCGCUGAGGACCCGAGCGCAGCCGCCCGCCCGCCCGCCGCCAUGGCCCUGCUCCGAGGUGUGUUCAUCGUUGCUGCUAAGCGGACCCCCUUUGGAGCUUAUGGAGGUCUUCUGAAAGACUUCACACCUACUGACAUGGCUGAGUUUGCUGCCAGGGCUGCCUUGUCUGCUGGCAAAGUCUCACCUGAAACUGUUGACAGUGUCGUCGUAGGCAAUGUCAUGCAGAGUUCUUCAGAUGCUAUAUACUUGGCAAGACAUGUUGGUUUGCGUGUGGGAAUCCCAAAAGAGAUCCCAGCUGUCACUGUUAACAGGCUCUGUGGCUCUGGUUUCCAGUCCAUUGUGAGUGGAUGUCAGGAAAUUUGUUCUAGAGACUCUGAAGUUGUCUUGUGUGGAGGAACUGAAAGCAUGAGCCAGGCUCCCUACUGUGUCAGAAAUAUUCGUUUUGGAACUAAGCUUGGAUCAGAGCUCAAGCUGGAAGACACUCUGUGGACAGGAUUAACAGAUUCGCAUAUCCAAAUGCCAAUGGCAAUUACUGCCGAGAAUCUUGCUGUAAAACAUCAAAUAAGCAGAGAAGAUUGUGACAGAUACGCCCUGCAGUCACAGCAGAGGUGGAAAGCUGCUAAUGAUGCUGGCUACUUUAAUAAUGAGAUGGCACCAGUUGAGGUGAAGACAAAGAAAGGAAAACAGACAAUGCAAGUAGAUGAACAUCCUCGGCCCCAAACAACCAUGGAGCAGUUAAAUAAACUUCCUCCAGUGUUCAAGAAAGAAGGAACCGUUACUGCAGGGAAUGCGUCGGGGGUUUCUGAUGGUGCUGGAGCUGUUAUCAUAGCGAGUGAAGAUGCUGUUAAAAAACAUAACUUCACACCACUGGCAAGAAUUGUGGGCUAUUUUGUGUCUGGAUGUGAUCCCACUAUCAUGGGUAUUGGUCCUGUCCCUGCUAUCAGUGGGGCACUGAAGAAAACAGGGCUGAGUCUUAAGGAUAUGGAUUUGGUGGAAGUGAAUGAAGCUUUUGCUCCUCAGUAUUUGGCAGUUGAAAAGAGUUUGAAUCUUGACCCAAGUAAGACCAAUGUGAAUGGAGGGGCCAUUGCUUUGGGUCACCCAUUAGCAGGAUCUGGGUCAAGAAUUACUGCACACCUGGUUCAUGAAUUAAGGCGUCGGGGUGGAAAAUACGCCGUAGGAUCAGCCUGCAUUGGAGGUGGCCAAGGAAUUGCGGUCAUCAUUGAGAACACAGCCUGA